CUGGCGAAAAUAAUUUUAAGGACACCAUACCGUAUUUGUAAUCAUGGCUUUGACGAAAAGAAAACGUGGACGAUCUCAGAAGAAAACGGAAGAGAAAAUAACACAAAACAGGCGAUCUGUGGGUUCAGAAAAAGUGCAGGAGAAUAUUUCAACAUCAUCAAUUUCCAAGAAUCCUGAUAAUGAAAAGGGUUUAGAAACUGGAGAGAGUGCAGACGAGUUUGUUCACAGCUCGGACGCAGCAGCAGCGGGGAGCAGCGGAACAAUGGCUGUGUUAGUACCCGAAACUUCGGGGGAGCAGAAUGUUGGACCGGCGGCGGCGGUGGAAGAAUUGAGCGAUGAUUCUGACACAUCAUCAAAUGACUCUUUCCCUCAGUUUGUCAUCGACUCCAAGCCAGAUCUUCGAUUGAAUAUGAAGGAAAGUGACUUAGAAAAUGAUAAUGAUGACUCAGAUCCGGGAUUCACAUUUGUGAUAGAUAAAAUUGGAAGCUCAUCAAAAUUUAGUCACGAACACCGGCGAAUUGAUGAGCCAACAAAUGAAUCUGAGUUAGAGAAUCUGGAAGAUGGUGAAAAUUCAUCCUUAAAAAUGGGCUCAAUAAAGAAAAGUGAUGAACAAGAAUCAAGAAAGCAGAAAAACUCACAAGAAAAGAAAAGCUUACCAUCAUUAGAUGCCCCCUGUGAGAUUGAUGUUGGAAUGGAUCUUGGAGACUGUUAUAUCAACCUUGAUGGAGAGGAUGCUAUGUCAAGCAAGACGGCUGUUGAGAAUAUACUUCUUAAGAGUCGGAAAGAUGAGCUGAUAAAGAAGAGUGUGUUGACUCCAGAUUUUGAGAAGAAGCACAGUAUACCGCCAUACAAGGUUGGGAUCAGACAGCUUAAGAAACAGAGAAAGAAAGAGCGAGAGUCAACCAAAGGAGAUGGAUGGUUUGAUAUGAAAGCUCCGGAGAUGACCGAGGAGCUCCGCAACGACCUCAAGGUUAUUAAGAUGAGAUCGAUCCUUGAUCCCAAGAGGUUCUACAAAGGCAAUGAUAUGCCAGCCAUUCCUAAAUUUGUCCAGGUUGGUACAGUAGUUGACAGCCCUGUUGACUUUUACCAUUCUCGUGUGCCAAAGAAACAAAGGAAACAAACUCUGGUGGAUGAAUUACUUGCUGAUUCAGACACAAGAAGAUACAACAAGAGGAAAUAUAUAGAGCUACAAGAGAAGAUUAACUCCAUCCCUAAAGGUCAAAAGAAGCACAAGUUUGGCAAGAAGAAGGAUGACAAGAAGAGAUAACAUACUUUGAAGAGCUUCAGUAUAUGUAGAAAGUCCUAUUUAAAGAUGGGUGAUUGAAUGAAGGGUUUAAAGGAAGAGUUGAGUUCUGGGGGAAAGUGAAAAGUAAUUUGUAAGCUUUCACAAUGAAUAUUUAAACCAAAAAUUAGCCUUCUAGGAGCUUUAUGUUGAGAAUUAGUACAAUAGGUAUGAUUUAUGCAUAUAAUAGCAUAAUUAAUUCAUAAAUAAAAUCUGAUUAUUUUUUAGAAAAUUAAUCAUACAACCUUGUAGAUAACAUCACAUACGAUUAUUAUUCUGUUUUUUUUUUCAUCACUGGCAUGAUUGGCGGCCAAAAUCUCAAGGGGGGGUUAAGUAAGUGACUUGUGUACAUCAUACAUGUAGCACUAUCUUUUUGUGGAUUUACAUUCAUAAACAGUAAUUUGGCUUUAUUUUGAAUUUUCCAGAAUAAAUAAACUAAAAUGGCGUUAUAAAGAAAUUUUAACAACAAACACACAAGUGUGCAUAUUGUAAUUCUUUACCGUAAAGACACAAAGGUCAUAGUGCAAAUAAAAAUCAUGGGCUUCUAUCAGUCUAAUUUUUGCAAGAUAUGAUAAAGUUGUACAGAAAUAUAAUGGAGCAAUUAUAAGUACUAUGUGUAUUACUGUCCUUUAAAGGACAAGUCCACCCCAACGAAAAGUUAUUUGAAUAAACAGAGAAAAAUCCAACGAGCAUAACACUGAAAAUUUCAUCAAAAUCAGAUGUAAAAUAAGAAAGUUAUGAUAUUUUAAAGUUUCGCUUAACAGUUCUAUGCACAUCUGGUCGGUAUGCAAAUGAGGGGACUGAUGACAUCAUUCACUCACUAUAUCUUUUGUAUUUCAUUAUUUGAAAUAUGAUUUAUUCUCAUUUUCUCAUUGUCCUUGAAACAAAGUUUCAUUCCUCCCUGAAAACAUGGAAUUAUCAUCGCCUUAACAUUUUAUGGUUCAGUCAAGUUGGUCCUUAUUGUCAAAUCUGUAAAAAUUGAAAUAUUCUUUAUUUCAAACAAUAAAAAACAAAAGAAAUAGUGAGUGAGGGACAUCAUCGACUCUCUCAUUGGCAUGUCAUUGAGUUGUGCAUAUAACUGUUUGGUGAAAAAUAAGCGAAACUUUAAAAUGUCAUAACUUCCUUAUUUUACAUCCGAUUUUGAUGAAAUUUUCAGCAUUAUGCUAGUUUGAUUUUUCUCUAUUUAUUUAAAUCAACAUUUUUCUGAGGUGGACUUGACCUUUAAUGUUAUUUGUGUUUCUUUGUCCUUUGAAAAUAAGAAAACCAAAUUAUAGCACCAAAUGUCACUUGUCUUGAAAUUUAAAGAGUGAAUUUAGGAAUUAUAUCAAAGUAUGUGAGCAACUAGACCAGUAGAAUAUCAAUGAUGGUAACCAUGGUAAUAGUGUUUAUUAUCCAAUCUUUAUCACUGUGAUUGCCAUUGAAUGACAACUUGUCAAUCUUAAAGAAGAAUGAAACCCUGGGAACAAAGUUUCAACAAACAAGCUUGUAUGAAAGCAUAAAAAAACAAUGCAAUGAAAAUUUGAGAAAAAAAUAAACAAAUAAUAAGAAAAUUUUGAGUAAUUGAAUGUUGAGAUCACUUGUACAAUGCCUACCUAGCUUGUUGUACACAAGCGAAUGAGAGGCUGAAUGUCUAUCAAACGUACUGUUGCACACGUACCAUCCAAAAUGUACUGUCCAUAAUGUACCGUUGCACGGUCAGGAACAAGGUGACGUCCAAAAUUAGGAUUUAAUUCAUUGUGCUUAGACAAAUGCAGGUGUAAUUUAAGCAUAGUGCUUACUGUUUAAACGUGCAUUGCUGCUGCAGAUCAGAUGCACGCUUGAGAGAUUACCGAUAUGCUAUUCGCUUAUCUUAUUUUCAUUAUUCGUAUUUUGGCUGACUUCCGAGGCAUUGUACAACACGAAUACAAAUAUUCUUAGUGGUGCAACAUUUAGCAUUCGGUGAAAGAGACUCUCCAUUCAACUCUGCUAUGCCUUGUUGAAUAGAGCAUCUUUCUCCCCCCCCCCCCCAUGCGAAAUCUCGCACCAUCACACUUGUGCCUAUUUGCUAUUUGUAUAGUAUGUGGACAUCCUCCCCGUUGGCAAUGUGACCAAUGUGUGUGAUGUCACAUUUGUACAACUCCCUAAUUACUUUUCUACAUAUUUCACUUAAAUUGUCGCUUUUACAAGCCAUAGAUUAGGAUCCCAUUUGAUAAAGACUUGUUAUAAUAACAAAUGUACAAUUUCUAUAACGAAUUUACCAUCUGUCAAUUAGAAUGAAGGAUUUUAGUAGCUUUUAACUGUAUUAUAAAACGGACCCCUGGUGUUUUGGUUUCAUGGAAAGACAUGGAACUUAGGUUUCGUAAAAUAUGCCAUGGACAAAAUAUCAUUGGAAUAAGCAUAAAUAGAUGUUUUGGGGUAUAUUUUCUGAGUAGGAAAGGGAGAGUUUUAAUUUUGUGACAACACCAAUCUUGGUCACAUUGCUAAUGGGAGGAUCUUAAUAGCAUUGGUGAUUUUGAUGUUCAUAAUUUUCUUAUUGUUCGUCCUGUUGUUAACAAACUUUUUGUUGAUCAUAUGCAUUUGAUUUUCUGUUUCUGUACAAGCCAACUUGUGCCGAGGGUUUUAUUUCAUAAUGAAAAAGAAGCUGGAAAUGCAGUUAGUCACAAAAUACUACACAGGCAAAAUAUUGAGCAUUUUAUAUCAUAUAUAUUAUAAAGAUACAUUUCAUUUACUUGAUGAACAAAUUAAAGACAAAUUCAAUAAUAAAAAUAUGUUGCAUACUGCUUUUACCACAAGUGGUAUUCCUGCUUAUGCUAUGAAUUCAUCCUAUUUUUUAAAAUUCAAUGAUAAAACAUUUGCAUUGUACACAUUUAUAAUAAUGAUAAUGAGUACUCAGAAUUAUACUUUAAAUGUGCAUUCUGAUUGCAAAAAGUCCAAAUAAAAUGAAAAUCCAUCCUAA
This is a messenger RNA of Lytechinus pictus (painted urchin), 4217 nucleotides long. RefSeq names its product deoxynucleotidyltransferase terminal-interacting protein 2-like. Gene Ontology annotation, molecular function: RNA binding. The record is from RefSeq and is a predicted model, not a curated record. Gene Ontology annotation, biological process: RNA processing. The coding region runs from base 44 to 1267 and encodes 407 amino acids. The transcript is spliced from 6 exons. NCBI's taxonomy places the organism in Eukaryota, Metazoa, Echinodermata, Echinoidea, Temnopleuroida, Toxopneustidae. Gene Ontology annotation, cellular component: nucleolus.